This is a messenger RNA of Hibiscus syriacus, 2476 nucleotides long. Its product is annotated as G-type lectin S-receptor-like serine/threonine-protein kinase At4g27290. The transcript is spliced from 7 exons. The record is from RefSeq and is a predicted model, not a curated record. NCBI's taxonomy places the organism in Eukaryota, Viridiplantae, Streptophyta, Magnoliopsida, Malvales, Malvaceae. Gene Ontology annotation, molecular function: protein serine/threonine kinase activity; ATP binding. The coding region runs from base 23 to 2476 and encodes 817 amino acids. Gene Ontology annotation, biological process: protein phosphorylation; recognition of pollen.
CUUGCUUCUCUUUUGCACACUCAUGUGGUGGCCUCAUGCUACAGUUUCGAUUACGUUGGAAAGCUUAAAUGCUACCGGUUCGAUUAGAGAUGGUGAUACCAUGGUUUCUGCAGGUGGAAUCUUCAAACUCGGAUUCUUUAGCCCUGGUUCCAGCACCAAAAGGUACUUGGGGAUAUGGUAUACGAAUUCCAACACGACGGUUCCGUGGGUGGCUAAUCAGGAAACGCCUCUCAAUGACACCUCUGGUGUUUUACAUGUUACCAACCACGGAAUCCUUAUCCUUGUAGGUGGUAAUGGCCACAGUGUUUGGUCUUCCAAUGCUUCGAAUUUACCUUUGAGGCCCGUCGGCCGUCCAGUUGUACAGCUCUUGGACUCGGGAAAUCUCGUGGUUACCGAUGGAACGGGUGACACUGAUUCGGGGAACUUCAUUUGGCAGAGUUUUGAUUAUCCAUGUGAUACAUUCAUUGCAGGCAUGAAGAUUGGAAAGGACUUCAGAACUGGCCUGGACCGGUACUUGAUAUCGUGGACAAGUUCUGACGAUCCUUCGCCGGGUAUGUUCACAUACCGGUUCGAGCUAUCCGGUUUCCCAGAGGUUAUAGUAAGAGACAGUUCCACCAUAAGAUUCCGUUCCGGACCUUACAACGGCCUUCGGUUAAGUGGGAUGCUUGAAAUGAAGGAAAACCCUAUUUAUACCUUUGAUUUCGUUUUCAAUGAGCAAGAUCUAUACCUAACUUUCAAUCCACGCAACAGUUCAACUCUUUUAAGGGGAGUGCUAAGUAGUGAGAAUGGAUCCAUAGUUCCCUUCAUGUGGAACGAUCCGAAUCGAGGUUGGAUCCAAAAUCUUCCACUUUACAUCGAUAACUGCGACCGGUAUGCAUUGUGUGGUGCAAAUGGCAUAUGCGACAACAACAGGUCCCCUGUUUGUAGUUGCUUAUCAGGCUUUUCACCAAACAAUCCCGAUGAAUGGAAUUCGGUUCCAGGGUCAGGUGGUUGUGGGAGAAACAUUCAACUAAACUGCUCCAGUGUCGGAUAUAUAAGGGUCCCCAAUGUAAAAGUGCCGGAAACCAAACAUUCAUGGUAUAAUUACAGUAUGAACUUACACGAGUGCAAGAACCUGUGUUCUUCAAAUUGUUCGUGCACAGGUUAUGCUAAUUUGGACAUUACAAAGGGAGGAAGCGGGUGCUUGCUGUGGUUUACCGACCUUAUCGAUAUGAGAUAUAUAAGCGACAGUGGUCAAGAUAUAUACAUAAAGGUUUCCGCAUCAGAAAUAGCUCAAAACGAGAGCACAAGACAUGCCACGAAAGCAAAAAACAGAACAAGGAUCAUAGCAACGUCGUCUGCACUGUCUGCAGGAGUGUUGAUUGCAGUCCUAACCAUAGUCUUGUUUCUCCGAAGGAAGAAGAACCUCAAGGGAUUGCUGUCACUCAAAUCAGAUAACUUUUCUGAUUAUCAAAGUAGCAAAGACCUAGAGUUACCAUUAUUUGAUUUACGAGAUAUUGUUUCUGCAACCGAUAACUUCUCAAUCAAGAAUAAAAUUGGGGAAGGAGGUUUCGGAUGUGUCUACAAGGGUGUUCUGAAAGAUGGACAAGAAAUUGCAGUGAAGCGGCUUUCGACUAGUUCUAAACAGGGAAUCAAUGAGUUCACAAAUGAAGUUAAACACAUUGCAAAAGUUCAGCACAGGAAUUUAGUGAGGCUCCUUGGAUGCUGCAUUCAAGCAGAUGAAAAGUUGUUGAUCUAUGAAUACUUACCAAACAGAAGCCUCAACUUCUUUAUCUUCGAUCAUACUCAUAGCAUGUCACUAGAUUGGUCGACACGCUUCCAAAUUAUCAACGGGGUUGCUCGUGGGCUCCUUUAUCUCCAUCAAGAUUCUAGACAAAGAAUAAUACAUAGAGAUCUGAAAGCUGGUAAUGUGCUAUUAGACUAUGAAAUGAAUCCGAAAAUUUCAGACUUUGGCUUGGCUAGAAGUUUUGGAGAAAAGGAAACGACGGCAAACACAAAGAAAGUGGUGGGAACAUAUGGUUACAUGUCUCCGGAGUAUGCAAUCGACGGACUUUACUCGAUCAAAUCCGAUGUUUUCAGCUUUGGAGUUCUGGUUUUAGAAAUAUUGAGUGGGAAAAGAAAUAGAGGAUUCAUUCAUCCAGACCAUCACCAUAACCUUCUCGGACAUGCAUGGACGCUAUUCUGCAAUGGGAAUUCAAUGGAACUGGUUGCUGAUACGAUCAAAAACACCUGCAAUCCCCCGGAAGUAUUACGAUCUAUUCAGGUCGGCCUACUAUGCGUGCAACGCAGUCUCGAAGAUAGGCCAACUAUGUCGAAUGUUGUACUUAUGUUAAGUAGUGAAGUUCCAUUGCAUCAGCCUAAACAACCUGGAUUUUUCAAUGAGAGAGAUCUGAUUCAAGACGCUUCUUCAUCAUCAGAUGCUCAAAAACAUACUUGUUCUAAUGAUUUCUCAAUCACAGUAAUUGAGGCAAGAUAA